Hippoglossus stenolepis (Pacific halibut) is the source of this 2096-nucleotide messenger RNA. RefSeq lists its product as uncharacterized. The transcript is spliced from 2 exons. Bases 205 to 1386 code for a protein of 393 amino acids. Lineage: Eukaryota; Metazoa; Chordata; Actinopteri; Pleuronectiformes; Pleuronectidae. The record is from RefSeq and is a predicted model, not a curated record.
AGAGAGAGAGAGAGAGAGAGAGAGAGAGACUAUAUAUACAUCCCAAAGAGGCUGGUGCUCACAGGUACAGCUGGACUCCUGGAUAACUGGAUAACUGGAUAACUGGACUCUAUCCCACUGGAUAUUUAACUAGACAGGCACCACCAAGGUCUCUGGCUGUGGAAAACACAUUAGCUUAGUUAGCUAAUAAAACAUAGUGCAAAGAUGAACAGUGUGGCAGAUUGGCUCGUCCAGAACAGGGACAAGAUUGAGAAAGGUGUGGAGAUCAUGGGGCAAGCCUCCGAGGUGCUCGCUUCCACAGUGGGCCAGCUUCAUCCCCUGCUGAAGGUUGUGUUCAUGGCUACGGCCGAGCUUCUCAGCAACCCGGAUGGCAAAGAGGCUCGCUACCUGACCCAACAAUUUAAAAUCGUCAACCAGCAACUCGAGGGAAUCCAUGAUGAGAUCGAUGAAAUUUCCCUGGAGCUGCAGAAGACGUCGAUGAACAAGCAGAACUUUGAUCGAGAGGCACAGAUGCUCAGCCAGUACGAAAAGUUCCAGGACUUCGUCCAUGCCGAGCAGGAGUUCCGGGAGAAGAAGAUGCAGAAGUUCCUCAGCCAUUACGAGAACACAGAGAGCGACUUGAACUUGGACUCGCUUUACAAUUCCGUCAUCGGGAAGAACACCUCAGGAGUCCCUCUGCUGGAAACUGCAGUCGCCACAAGGCAGAGAAGCAGACGAGCAGUUGAGGAUUUCUGUGCCCGACUGAAGAAGCUUUUUGUAGUGGGCAUUAUCGCCGUCAUGGGCCAUGCUGCCCUCAAGGAAGGGGCAGUGGGCGAGGACAUGGUGAAGAAGUGGCAGGGACGCAUGGAGGACGUGGAGAACCUAAUGAAAGCCGCAGUGGAUGACUGUACAGAGAACUUUGCAGAGCAAGCCAAGGUGGACAUGGAGCACCAGCUUCAGGAGAAUUCCGGCACUGUUGACGCCAACUUGACCAAAUCCCUCCUGGAUUCACUUGUUAAGAAAUACGACUGGGUGAACUGGUCCAUCAGGGCCUUCAGAGACCAGGAGCGUGUUUUCUUUUUCAACUGGCUGGCAGGAAAGAACUACCACAGCACUGAAGGCGCCAACUGGUUUGACGUUUUGACCAAGAACAAGAUCAAAGUGGUGGUCUCCUUCUGUGUCAACCCCAAGCCCAUCAGCAAGAAACAGAUCCAGGAGCAGCUGGAGGUGCAGAAGAUGAAGGGGAACAUGAAGACGGUGGCUCUGACUUUGCAGAAGAGCUUCCCCAACUGCCUGGUCCACGCUGUCAGCCAUUACAAGGAGGUGGUGGAGACCAACAACUUCCAUGAGGAUUGUUACUACUUUGGAAAAGACAAGAGUGCCUACCUGUGUAUCCACCCUGAGUAGGCCAAGAGAAAAAGAUACACAUAAGCUGUGGCUGCCUCCACGAAGAAUCAAGCUACAAAUACAUUCAUGAAUGUCCGGAAAUCAGAUAAAUCAAAAAAAGACAUUUAGUCGUAAAUAUUGUCUGUGUUGAUGCAUAAUCCGCUCUGUCUGCUCACUUUAAAAUGUAUUCUUUUACAAACAGUGUAAAUCUUCCCUCUGCUUGAUGAUACAGCAGCUUCAGGGUGUUAUAGAAAUUCCGGGGGGCCUUGCAUCUCGGUGCCAGACUUAAAGUUCGGGUUGGUUAUUCUGGAAAAUAUUCAACCGAUAAAUCCCACCCCCCUCCUCCCAUUGGCCUUCUUGUCAAAGCUACAAAAUACAUGAACGUGCACUGCCUGACGAAAUGAAAUGAUCGGUCCUGUCCUCUUUAAUUGAUGAAACCAACCUUACCUUUAAGUGUAAUGAACCAUAUAAAGAUUAGAUAUGACCGGGGGUGGGAAAUAUGAAGAUAUUAGUCUGCUAGCUGAUAUAUCUACGGUACCUGUUAUCCCUUAAGCCAUUUAAUACCUCCUGUGACCACUCCUGGAUACAAAUGUGUAUUUAAUUAAAGAACAUGUUUUUUAUUUGUCGCUGCUUUUGGUGCAACAUAGGGCUGCGGGGGAAAACUUCUAAAAACAUUUACCGAGACACGAAUGUAUAUUUCACUCUGAUUUUUAAUAAACAACCAAUAUGAA